ACCCCGCUCUCCGGCCGCCGCCGGUGCGGGUGCUCCGCUACCGGCUCCUCUCCGUUCUGUGCUCUCUUCUGCUCUCGGCUCCCCACCCCCUCUCCCUUCCCUCCUCUCCCCUUGCCUCCCCUCCUCUGCAGCGCCUGCAUUAUUUUCUGCCCGCAGGCUCGGCUUGCACUGCUGCUGCAGCCCGGGGAGGUGGCUGGGUGGGUGGGGAGGAGACUGUGCAAGUUGUAGGGGAGGGGGUGCCCUCUUCUUCCCCGCUCCCUUCCCCCGCCAACUCCUUCCCCUCCUUCUCCCCCUUUCCCCUCCCCGCCCCCACCUUCUUCCUCCUUUCGGAAGGACUGGUAACUUGUCGUGCGGAGCGAACGGCGGCGGCGGCGGCGGCGGCGGCACCAUCCAGGCGGGCACCAUGGGCACGUCCGCGCUCUGGGCGCUCUGGCUGCUGCUCGCGCUGUGCUGGGCGCCCCGGGAGAGCGGCGCCACCGGAACCGGGAGAAAAGCCAAAUGUGAACCCUCCCAAUUCCAGUGCACAAAUGGUCGCUGUAUUACGCUGUUGUGGAAAUGUGAUGGGGAUGAAGACUGUGUUGACGGCAGUGAUGAAAAGAACUGUGUAAAGAAGACGUGUGCUGAAUCUGACUUCGUGUGCAACAAUGGCCAGUGUGUUCCCAGCCGAUGGAAGUGUGAUGGAGAUCCUGACUGCGAAGAUGGUUCAGAUGAAAGCCCAGAACAGUGCCAUAUGAGAACAUGCCGCAUACAUGAAAUCAGCUGUGGCGCCCAUUCUACUCAGUGUAUCCCAGUGUCCUGGAGAUGUGAUGGUGAAAAUGAUUGUGACAGUGGAGAAGAUGAAGAAAACUGUGGCAAUAUAACAUGUAGUCCCGACGAGUUCACCUGCUCCAGUGGCCGCUGCAUCUCCAGGAACUUUGUAUGCAAUGGCCAGGAUGACUGCAGCGAUGGCAGUGAUGAGCUGGACUGUGCCCCGCCAACCUGUGGCGCCCAUGAGUUCCAGUGCAGCACCUCCUCCUGCAUCCCCAUCAGCUGGGUAUGCGACGAUGAUGCAGACUGCUCCGACCAAUCUGAUGAGUCCCUGGAGCAGUGUGGCCGUCAGCCAGUCAUACACACCAAGUGUCCAGCCAGCGAAAUCCAGUGCGGCUCUGGCGAGUGCAUCCAUAAGAAGUGGCGAUGUGAUGGGGACCCUGACUGCAAGGAUGGCAGUGAUGAGGUCAACUGUCCCUCUCGAACUUGCCGACCUGACCAAUUUGAAUGUGAGGAUGGCAGCUGCAUCCAUGGCAGCAGGCAGUGUAAUGGUAUCCGAGACUGUGUCGAUGGUUCCGAUGAAGUCAACUGCAAAAAUGUCAAUCAGUGCUUGGGCCCUGGAAAAUUCAAGUGCAGAAGUGGAGAAUGCAUAGAUAUCAGCAAAGUAUGUAACCAGGAGCAGGACUGCAGGGACUGGAGUGAUGAGCCCCUGAAAGAGUGUCAUAUAAACGAAUGCUUGGUAAAUAAUGGUGGAUGUUCUCAUAUCUGCAAAGACCUAGUUAUAGGCUACGAGUGUGACUGUGCAGCUGGGUUUGAACUGAUAGAUAGGAAAACCUGUGGAGAUAUUGAUGAAUGCCAAAAUCCAGGAAUCUGCAGUCAAAUUUGUAUCAACUUAAAAGGCGGUUACAAGUGUGAAUGUAGUCGUGGCUAUCAAAUGGAUCUUGCUACUGGCGUGUGCAAGGCAGUAGGCAAAGAGCCAAGUCUGAUCUUCACUAAUCGAAGAGACAUCAGGAAGAUUGGCUUAGAGAGGAAAGAAUAUAUCCAACUAGUUGAACAGCUAAGAAACACUGUGGCUCUCGAUGCUGACAUUGCUGCCCAGAAACUAUUCUGGGCCGAUCUAAGCCAAAAGGCUAUCUUCAGUGCCUCAAUUGAUGACAAGGUUGGUAGACAUGUUAAAAUGAUCGACAAUGUCUAUAAUCCUGCAGCCAUUGCUGUUGAUUGGGUGUACAAGACCAUCUACUGGACUGAUGCGGCUUCUAAGACUAUUUCAGUAGCUACCCUAGAUGGAACCAAGAGGAAGUUCCUGUUUAACUCUGACUUGCGAGAGCCUGCCUCCAUAGCUGUGGACCCACUGUCUGGCUUUGUUUACUGGUCAGACUGGGGUGAACCAGCUAAAAUAGAAAAAGCAGGAAUGAAUGGAUUCGAUAGACGUCCACUGGUGACAGCGGAUAUCCAGUGGCCUAACGGAAUUACACUUGACCUUAUAAAAAGUCGCCUCUAUUGGCUUGAUUCUAAGUUGCACAUGUUAUCCAGCGUGGACUUGAAUGGCCAAGAUCGUAGGAUAGUACUAAAGUCUCUGGAGUUCCUAGCUCAUCCUCUUGCACUAACAAUAUUUGAGGAUCGUGUCUACUGGAUAGAUGGGGAAAAUGAAGCAGUCUAUGGUGCCAAUAAAUUCACUGGAUCAGAGCUAGCCACUCUAGUCAACAACCUGAAUGAUGCCCAAGACAUCAUUGUCUAUCAUGAACUUGUACAGCCAUCAGGUAAAAAUUGGUGUGAAGAAGACAUGGAGAAUGGAGGAUGUGAAUACCUAUGCCUGCCAGCACCACAGAUUAAUGAUCACUCUCCAAAAUAUACCUGUUCCUGUCCCAGUGGGUACAAUGUAGAGGAAAAUGGCCGAGACUGUCAAAGUACUGCAACUACUGUGACUUACAGUGAGACAAAAGAUACGAACACAACAGAAAUUUCAGCAACUAGUGGACUAGUUCCUGGAGGGAUCAAUGUGACCACAGCAGUAUCAGAGGUCAGUGUUCCCCCAAAAGGGACUUCUGCCGCAUGGGCCAUUCUUCCUCUCUUGCUCUUAGUGAUGGCAGCAGUAGGUGGCUACUUGAUGUGGCGGAAUUGGCAACACAAGAACAUGAAAAGCAUGAACUUUGACAAUCCUGUGUACUUGAAAACCACUGAAGAGGACCUCUCCAUAGACAUUGGUAGACACAGUGCUUCUGUUGGACACACGUACCCAGCAAUAUCAGUUGUAAGCACAGAUGAUGAUCUAGCUUGACUUCUGUGACAAAUGUUGACCUUUGAGGUCUAAACAAAUAAUACCCCCGUCGGAAUGGUAACCGAGCCAGCAGCUGAAGUCUCUUUUUCUUCCUCUCGGCUGGAAGAACAUCAAGAUACCUUUGCGUGGAUCAAGCUUGUGUACUUGACCGUUUUUAUAUUACUUUUGUAAAUAUUCUUGUCCACAUUCUACUUCAGCUUUGGAUGUGGUUACCGAGUAUCUGUAACCCUUGAAUUUCUAGACAGUAUUGCCACCUCUGGCCAAAUAUGCACUUUCCCUAGAAAGCCAUAUUCCAGCAGUGAAACUUGUGCUAUAGUGUAUACCACCUGUACAUACAUUGUAUAGGCCAUCUGUAAAUAUCCCAGAGAACAAUCACUAUUCUUAAGCACUUUGAAAAUAUUUCUAUGUAAAUUAUUGUAAACUUUUUCAAUGGUUGGGACAAUGGCAAUAGGACAAAACGGGUUACUAAGAUGAAAUUGCCAAAAAAAUUUAUAAACUAAUUUUGUACGUAUGAAUGAUAUCUUUGACCUCAAUGGAGGUUUGCAAAGACUGAGUGUUCAAACUACUGUACAUUUUUUUUCAAGUGCUAAAAAAUUAAACCAAGCAGCUUAACCAUGGUUUGUGCCUGUUCCUCUAGGAUGAACUCCUAUCCUGAGUAGUACCAAGUGUUCUAACUAAAUGUGUGAGCUGUAGUUCUUGAUGUUGUAUAACUAAGCCUGUAAUUGGGCUGGUUUCUCUUACACCCUAGCACAGUUAAAAAAUGAAGUACUGUUUAACAUUUGCUCCCGAAAUAUUUCUUACUGUGUAAAAGAAGCUAGCUUAGUCUGUACCUAGAAUUCCUCUUGGUUAGAGGAGUGAGUUUCUUUUUUUUCCAUUAACUUGUUUCCUGAUCGAGAAACACGUGCUAAGAUUUCUAUGAAUUCUGCUUCUUUAUAGUUAAGUCUCUGUUUUCCAUGUUCUGUCAUUUAUAUAGGUCAAGGACAAGUGCCUUCUAAGGCAUGGAUAAGGGCUUUCUUCUUAUGAAAGUCUAGACUGUCUUACUGUGAAGAUGGCCAGGGAGGAUAGCAAGCAAUGGCAUUCUUGAACAGUCUAAGGCAGGUUUCUCAGUGUGGUCCUGAGAACAGAAGCAUCUGCAUCACCUGGGAAUGUAUUAGAAAUGCAAGUUCCCAGCCCCAUCCCAGACCUACUGAAUCAGAAACUCUGGGGGCGAGGGCUGAAACCUGCUUUCAUAAGCCCUUCAGGCGAUACUGAUGUAAACUAAAGCUUAAAAACCACCGUUUUACUGUGACUUCAUGAAGAAUAUAAUUGCAAUAUCACCUAAAUUUUUAUCCUGGCUGGGAUGGGGCAGAUUCUUACUAUGGACAAUUUCUGGAACUUACAGUAUGAAGAGCAGAUGAGGAGUUUGAGACAAAGAAAAAAUUGUACAGGGAGUUUAGUGAAUUUUCCAUCAGGUUGGCCAUUACUUUCUUUCUCUAAAGUCUCAGGAUGUCUGGAAGCAAGGAAAGACAAAAGACUUGAAGCACCGGGUGCAUGCUGUGUGUCACAAGUGAGGUGGAGAGUUGGCUGUGGAAGGUACAGCAAUUCCUCUGGAAUUAAAUGACCGACCAACACAGUACCAAGAGGAUGAAGAGAAGAUGUUUUGCGUUGCUACGUGAAUCAGUGGAUGACUCAUAUUUCACUUGCAUAUGAAAUAUAAGGCAGUUAACAUCUUGUUUGUGGCUUAAGCAAGGACAUUAAUCCUACUAGAUGAAGGGGAAGUUGGUUCUGUUGUCUUAAGGGAUGCCCCCUUGUGAUUUUGGUCAACUGAAUGAAAAAGAAAAGAUAGCCUUGGACUUUUUUUUCAUGGGAGGUUUGGAGGUCAAGCAUGUAGAAGGAAAAGGCUGUAGUCAUGAAUAUAGAACUGUCUGCUCUCCACCUUUUCCUCACUCUACAUUUAGUCAUCACACUGAACAGGAUGUGGCCUGCUGACAGUGAGUAGCUGAAGUGCCUGUUUGGUAAGUAGGUUAGCAUUCAUCAUGAACUCUGAAAGCCAUUUCAGAGUUUGGCUGCUGCUCUGACCCUGCUGUGGUACAAAAAACAUGGAUUUUUUUUUUUUUAACUGGAGUAAUACCAAAUUCCCUUUAGAAGCUUGAAGUUUGAUACUAUUGCUUUCCCCAUUAUAAGGAUUAUACAGUAUUAAUUAAUUAUAAGGCCCAAAGUUUGUUUUGGCAAAUAAAGUAUUAUUCUCUAUCAUCAUCUUUUGAAUUCCUGUCCCUAGUAUGUUCUUUCAUGUUCUGGGUAAAAUUUCCAACCCUCAAAGAGUCUAAAACGUCUCAUUUUUUUUUACCACGUCCUCCCCAGUAAGAAGCCAAGGUACAACUCAUUGUACCUACGAGGUACAAACUCAUUUGUAGAAACAAAGUAACUAGAUAUUCCUAUUGAAAUAAGAAUAGAUAUAUUGGUGGGCCAGGCAUGGUGGCUCACGCCUAUAAUCCCAGCACUUUGGAAGGCCAAGGCAGGAGGAUCACUUGAGGCCAGGAGUUCGAGACCAGCCUGAGCAACAUGGUGAGACCCUGUCUCUACAAAAAAAAAAUUUAUAAAAAUAAAAGAAAAAAAUAGUUAUAUGACUAAACUACUAGUCAAUACAGCUUGCAAUAAUAGUGCAUGAAUGAUAACAGGCCUCGGCUUUAUCACCCAAAAAAUAACUUGAAUUCUAUGUGAAAUGUGUUAGGAUAAGUUUGCUCUGUCUCUAGAGUUCAAUGUAGAAGAUAAUUAAGAGGUAAAAUAUGAAGCUUAUCAUACACUAAAGGAGAAUAUUUGGAGUUAGAUGAGCCUGUCACACAAAGUGAAAGUGGACCCUCCAGAAAUUUUAGGAAUUGCCACAAAGAUUGAUGAUAGAUGAAUAAACAGAUUUGUGGCCUCUGGUAAAGAAAUCCAGCCAAGUUCCUCUGUCCAAAUUUUUAAGUGCCCUUUGCAAGCUAAUCUAUUUGGCAAAAAAAUAGUCCCAGUUGUUCAACUAGCUCCCUUAAAACAUUCUAGUAGGUGUUUUAAAGCCUAGGUAUCGCUGCCUCUUUAGUUCUUGAUGAAUACAAGGCAAAAAAAAAAAAAAAAAAAAAAAAAAAAUUGAGGCUUUCACUUUGGCAUUUGCUUCUGUUCCUUGUAUCUGUGGAAGUCAAGUAGCCCUUCUCAAAAAUGAGAAGCCAAGCUUUAAAUAGCAAACUACAGGGUAUUAAAAGACUAACUCUUCAGUUAAGAACACUGUAGAAAUGGUAGACCAACUUAAAGUCUACCUUUUAACAAUCUUUACCCCAAACCUAAAGAUUCUAGGGGUCACUUAUCUCUAUUACGUAAUCUAACUGGAAUAAUUUCCUAGAAUUCUUACUAGUGAAAUCUUACCCAAGUAAAACAAUUUAUUAUUUUGAAUCCAAAUGAAAGCUAUACUGUUUGCUUUCAAUGGUGGCAAAAACUUGCAAAAAGCAGAUAUACUUUUGCUAAUUUAAGUUGAAGUACUAUGAAUACAACCUGCUAAUCUUGAUCCCCAAAUCUGAGCCCUUCAGUUUCAUAAUUGUUUUAUCCUGAACGUAGUUGUGACAUAGACAUUUCUCAAAAGGGUCUGAUACAUCAAACUCCUAACAAGUAGGAGCAGCAACUAGCUAAAGAGUAGAAAGAAGCUUCCCUUAUUGUGGGUGAUGAGGCGGUGCCUAAAAACCACAUAUAUAUAAUCCCCUGGGUAUUACAUAUUCUGCAAGCCCUGUUAGUGGGGAGAUGGUAGUGGCAAUAGCAGCGAUAGUUGCGUCAGUGCUAACUGCUGCUGCUGCCCGUUCUGUUGGCGGCUGCUGGCCAAGUGUGCACACUUAGCCCUGGUUGAGGUGCAUUGUCUGCUGUCGUCUGUUAAGCAUCUAACCGGAGUGGGAGGGCACAUCAAGCGAUUUCACUCUCUUAAAGAAAAGGUUUUUAGGUAUUUUUGGUAUUAUAUAGUCUCUAAGGCCAGAAGGGGCUUAUAAUGACUUCUCUUCUAGAAUUGUAAUACUAAAAAACUACUCGAGUAAAUAUCCUAACAAGUAUGAUUUUUCUUGGGAAAACUAAAAAUUGUACAUCCAUGCUUCAGCCAUAUCAUGGGCCUAAACUAUGAGAGUUCAGAAAUAUAUAAAAGUACAAAAAUCUUCAAAGGUACUUAUUUCCAAAUAUGGAGGGAAUGAAUCUGAAGAGGGAACAAUGGCGUUUUUCGAACUUAUUUCUCUCUAAUCCAGCCUGGAGGAUUUUUAGCCGAAACAGUUGCAUGUGAAGGAUUAUCAGCCAUCUUUGCAUAUCCCUUUCACAUCUACCUUCACACAGGAAAGCUGAAUGCAUUUUACCAGUGAGGCUCUAGAUAUGAAACUUAGGGAUCCAUAGAUAAAUAAGCUACUAACAAACUGAUAACAGUGGUGUUCCAUCUCUCUAUCAUGUCUCCUGAGUCCGUUUCACGUUUUUGAGCCUGGCUAAUGAGAAAAAGAACAAAGUAGGACCAUGACCCAGUGUUCUCCUGUAAAUCUCACUGUAAAAAUCUCAAUGCAAAAACACUGAGACAGGAGUGAGACCAGCUGCGGGUGGGGAGUUUGUGCUCCGCAGGUUACCUCAUGGCAUAUCAAAAAUGGCUUUUUUCUUCACUGCGCUCAAGGAAAAAGUCAGAUGGGUGACAAGGUGGUUCUGUUUAGAAGCAGCAGGCAAUGUAGUUAACAGCAUAGACUUCCGUGUCUUGUGUGUGGUACCUUGGGCAAGUUACUAACUCCCUCUGUAAAGUAGAGACGAUGGGGACUGUCUCACUGUGACAAGGUAAGAUUUAAGUGAGAUGCACACAAAAAGCUCAGCACAGUGUCUGGCAUCUAAUAUGUGCAGGGCAGAUGUCACUACUGAAUAUCACAUCAAUGCUAGGGCUGUAUUUACUGUCACACACAGGCACCGGUAAGUGACUUUACCGGUGAAAGUCACAGGUACCUUUAUCUAUGAUGAAUGUAAUGUGUUAGAUGGUGACCGAAGUGUUCUCCACUACACCUGUCUGAAGAGAUCUAAGUCUGAUAUUUAAGGAGUGAUAGCAUCUUGCAUACUUAAGAAGGCUUAAAAGACUGCAUGGUUUAAACCCUAGAAACAUAAAUGGAAUGUUUCUGCCUCAGUUCUUUUGACUACCUCCUAGGACAUGGAAACAAAUAUUUGGGAGCCUGCAUAGUCUUUAGAUGGCUGCCAAAGCACUUAAAAUCUCCUUUAAAUUCUUACCAUAUGCUUACUUUUGUACUAAGUAAGUGCUCCCAAGUCUUUUACUUGCUCUUCACAGCAACCCUAAUAGGUAUCUCCAUUUUACAUAGGUAAAAACUGAGGCUACAAACAAUCUAUGGUUCCAAAUCCUAUGUGCUUACUGCCGUCUUCUCUUAGAAGGGGAUGCAGUACUGUACAAAGAUUGAGCUGGAUGUCGCAUUGCAUGUUUGCUGAGUCCUCCUCAUUGCUGAUGUUAGGAUCCUUCAACAGUUUCUCAGAUGCCAGCUAUGGCUGGCAUCCAGUAUGGUGGUGUAAUGGAAGUGUACUACUAGCACUACUACAUCAGGUCAGCACAGAUUAACUCAGUUACGUGUUAUACCUUCAAGACGCUAGACAUUCCAGAAUUAUUUUCCUUGGCCAUCCAAGUGAAGUAGAAGUAGAUUGUUGGAUUGCAAAGAAAAUGAUAAAGAUUCCCUAAAGGAAUUUAUAAGCAGGCAACUUCAUUCCUAUGUAUAAGAUAUUGGGAGAAAACAAACUGUACCACAACAAAUCUUAAGUUUCAAGGCUCUCCUAUAGGGAGAAACAUGGCCAAAAAGACAGGAAGAACUGUGGCUUGUAACUCAAUGAUGCUAUAACUCCAGCACUGGAUCUUAAGUAUUCUGGAAUAUACCAGAUUGGUAGAACUACCAGACUUGGGUAUUUCUCAGUUAACACACAUGCAAGGAGGAAGAGAGUUUUUUUGAACAAAAUGACUGGCUUUGACAAAACUAUCUUGCUCUUUUUAAAUGUCACUUGAUACUAGAAUGCGAUUUAAAAGCAUGUAAUGCCUCAGGAGUCCGGCAUAUACAACCAAAUUAUCAUGCUCAGGAUCUUCAGAAUUCUAAAGGCACAUGUUAGAAUGCAGAGUCCUGAUGACCUGUCAAUAAACUUUUUUUUACUAAUGAACUGUACAUUUAAAUAAAAGUUUAUUUUUGGGAUAA
Homo sapiens (human) is the source of this 9213-nucleotide messenger RNA. RefSeq names its product very low density lipoprotein receptor (gene VLDLR). Gene Ontology annotation, molecular function: calcium ion binding; low-density lipoprotein particle receptor activity; very-low-density lipoprotein particle receptor activity. The record is from RefSeq and is marked reviewed. The transcript is spliced from 19 exons. Lineage: Eukaryota; Metazoa; Chordata; Mammalia; Primates; Hominidae. The coding region runs from base 404 to 3025 and encodes 873 amino acids. Gene Ontology annotation, biological process: symbiont entry into host cell; endocytosis; nervous system development. Gene Ontology annotation, cellular component: plasma membrane; clathrin-coated pit.